Molecule: messenger RNA, 2908 nt
Organism: Colossoma macropomum (tambaqui)
Lineage: Eukaryota; Metazoa; Chordata; Actinopteri; Characiformes; Serrasalmidae
Gene: cdh12b
Product: cadherin-12
Exons: 12
Coding region: 461-2908 (815 amino acids)
Biological process (GO): homophilic cell-cell adhesion; multicellular organism development; adherens junction organization
Cellular component (GO): plasma membrane; adherens junction; catenin complex
Molecular function (GO): calcium ion binding; cadherin binding
Source: RefSeq, a predicted model, not a curated record
AGUGCGCGAGCAAGGCAGCAGACAGGAGAAAGAGCAGAGUAGAUGAGCGCAAAAGGGGUGCAAAGAGGAGGGAGAAGAGGAAGGUGAAGGGGAAAAGAAGCCGAGAGGUUGAGGAGGACGGACGGAUGAAGGAAGAGAGUUUGUGAAGCGCUUGGAUUUUACCCGGCUCAAGUCUUUGUGUCUGCUAUUCCCUCUGGCAAAGGACUCAAUUAAGGUGAUGAUUUCACUACCUGGCUGACUGGCUCAGUACCUCUAGAAAGAGGAGUUGAGGAGCACCAGGCUUUAAGUGGCCCCUUCCCUGGUGCCUCCUUCACCCUCUCCUCUCCUGGUCCCUCUCCUAAACCUCAGUAUCCAGCCUGUCCCCUUGUGCCCUGGCUCUGGCUCUCUGGUGUUUGUCUUCCACCCUUUUCUGCACUUGGACUUUGACUUUGACUGAAACGGCGCCGUUCCAAACCGCCCAAUGCUGAAGGGGAACUGUCUGCUGCUGUUCCUGUGCUUUCUCUUCGUGCAGAGCUCCCCAGCUCCUCUCCACACACUGCCCCUAGCUCAGCCCCACAACAGGCCGUGGCACGACUGGCCCCGUAGCCCGGCCGGCAUGUCCACAGCAGGCCGCAGCGGAGGGUCUGGAGGCUUCCAGAGAGUCAAGAGAGGAUGGGUAUGGAACCAGUUCUUUGUGCUGGAGGAGUACAUGGGAUCUGACCCACAGUAUGUAGGCAAGCUGCACACGGAUCUGGAUAAAGGAGACAGCGUGGUGAAAUACACUCUGUCAGGGGAGGGGGCCGGAACCAUCUUCACCAUCGACCAGACCACCGGGGACAUCCAUGCCUUACGCAGCCUGGACAGGGAGGAGAAGCCUUAUUACACACUCCGAGCCCAGGCUGUGGACAUCGAGACCAACCGGCCUCUGGAGCCUGAGUCAGAGUUCGUCAUCAAGGUGCAGGACAUCAACGACAAUGAGCCAAAGUUUCUGGAGGGCCCUUACACAGCUAGUGUCCCCGAGAUGUCGCCUGUUGGUACAUAUGUGACCAAAGUAACGGCGACAGAUGCAGAUGACCCCACUUAUGGUAACAGUGCACGAGUGGUGUACAGCAUCCUGCAUGGCCAGCCAUACUUCUCUGUGGAUCCCAAGACAGGUGUUAUUAGAACUGCUCUACCCAACAUGGAUCGGGAGGUGAAGGAGCUCUAUCAGGUUCUCAUCCAGGCCAAAGACAUGGGGGGCCAGUUGGGGGGUCUGGCUGGGACCACCACCAUCAACAUCACCCUGAGCGACGUUAAUGACAACCCACCCAGGUUCUCCAAAAGUAUCUUCCACUUGCGCGUGCCCGAAUCUUCAGCAGUGGGAUCUGCUGUGGGCAGAAUCAAAGCCCAUGAUCUGGACACUGGCAAGAAUGCUGAAGUGGACUAUAACAUCAUCCCUGGAGAUGAAAGAGGAACAUUUGACAUCACCACCAAUGAGCACAACCAGGAGGGCAUCAUCAUCCUUAGACGGCCUCUGGAUUACGAGACAAGGAAGGCCUACACGUUUAAAGUGGAAGCAUCAAAUGCACACUUAGACCCACGAUUCCACAGUUUUGGUCCAUACAAAGACACAGCAACGGUCAAGAUUAACAUUCUAGAUGUGGAUGAGCCUCCUGUGUUCAGUAAACCAUCCUACACAAUGGAUAUUCAUGAGGACACACAGCUGGGCACCACUAUUGGAGCAGUGACCGCCCAGGAUCUGGAUGCAGGAAGCAGCCCAGUCAGGUAUUCAAUUGACUGGAAGAGUGACCUGGACAGCUUCUUUGACAUCGACCCUGUGACAGGAACCAUCUCCAUCAGCGAGUUGCUGGACAGGGAGAGUAUAGCCCAACACAACAUAACAGUUGUGGCAACCAAAGUCAAUAAUCCAGUGCUUACCAGCAGAGUGUCCGUCACAGUUCAUGUCCUGGACGUUAACGAGUUUCCGCCUGAGCUUGCCAUACCCUAUGAGACCUUUGUGUGUGAAAGUGCCAAAAUGGGACAGGUGAUUCAGAUCAUCAGUGCAAAAGACCAGGACCUUCCCAUGACAGGACAGAAGUUCUCCUUCAAAUCACCACAGGAAGGGUUGAAGAGCAAGAACUUCACCAUCAAAGACUUUGGGAACAACACUGCAGGUAUUGUCACACUGCGCAGCGGUUUUCGGCGCCGCACUCAGGAGAUAUACCACCUCCCAGUGGUCAUUGAGGACAGUGGAUUACCAGUAAAAAACAGCACCAGUACCCUGACCAUCCGUGUGUGUGCUUGCGAUUCUGACGGGGCACUGCUGACCUGUAGCGCAGAGGCCAUCUUCCUCCCCGUGGGCCUCAGUACCGGGGCACUUAUCGCCAUUCUGCUCUGCAUCGUCAUACUGCUAGUGAUCGUGGUGCUCUAUGUAGGAGUGCGGAGGCAGAAGAAGAAGGAGACAUUGAUGACGUCUAAAGAGGACAUCCGAGACAAUGUUAUCCACUACGACGACGAAGGUGGUGGGGAGGAGGACACGCAUGCCUUUGACAUGGGCACUCUCCGGAACCCCAAAGCCAUCAAGGAGAACCUCUUCAGGCGCGACGUCAAACCCGAAGCGGGCGCCGUUCCUCGGCCCGCCGUCGCCUCGCAGGACAGCGCAGACAUCCAGAACUUCAUCUGUCAGAGGCUACAAGAACAUGACGGUGACACCUCCGCCCCGCCCUACGACUCACUGGCCACCUACGCUUACGAAGGCGAGGGCUCUGUGGCAGAAAGCCUGAGCUCCAUAGAAUCCCUAAACGGUGAAACAGAAGAGGAUUACGAUUACCUAAACGAGUGGGGACCUCGCUUCAAAACCCUCGCAGGGAUAUUUGGAGAGCGUUCUGAAAGCCAGACUGAUAUCACCUCCACAACUAGCACCACCACCACCACCGAAAACAAACAUUGA